AUGAAUAAUUCAAUGCAGUCUCCUCGGACAAGAGUUUCAAAACAAAAAAUCCUGCUACCUGGAUCAACGAUUAGAAAGAAUCUAAUCCCAAUAAGCACCAAAAUAAGGAACCCAACUUCAAAGUCUAUGAUACAAAGCGAAUUGCCAACCCCGAAACAGCAAACUCCUUCAAAUAGAAAACAAGAGCAUUUUUUUCCAGAUAAAGGGUCUUUAAACAAUACAUUGAACUCCCCAAACGUGUCUACUUUUAAGUUGAACGGCUCUUUCAAUAGAAGCAAUGUAAAUUUAAGCAGAGACGAAGUGCGCACUGCAAAACCAAGUCCAAGGGCAAGCACAAUUGUAAGGCAAAAAUCUGCAAGCCACUCAGAGAUUACUCCUGACGACUUGAUGGCAAGUUUGCAGCUUCCUUUGACACCUCCACAAGUCUUAAAGAAUUUUGCUAAUUUCAUGUCAAAAUAUGAGCAGGGUGAAAUUUUGGAUUAUCCUGAAGUUUAUUAUUUAGGUUUAAAAGCUCAAAAAACCAAGCCAAAUGCAGCAGGAAAUAAUCUUGGCUUUGACGAUGACAGAUCUGACUACAUCCACAUUAUUGGAGACCAAAUUGCUUAUAGAUAUGAAAUUUUACAAGUCUUAGGAAAAGGAUCUUUUGGACAAGUUCUAAGAUGCUUUGACCAUAAAGCAAAAGACUAUGUAGCAUUAAAAAUAAUUAGGAAUCAGAGAAGGUUCCAUCGGCAAGGUAGAGUUGAAAUCAAAGUUCUGAACCAUAUAAGGAUCCACGACAAAGGUGGAUGCUCGCACUCAGUAAUAAUGCAAGACUACUUUCUUUUUCGCAAGCAUAUCUGCAUUACCUUUGAGCUCCUCAAUAUGAACUUAUAUGAACUGCUCAAAAACAAUAAGUUCUCAGGGUUCUCUUUGUCGCUUGUCAGAAGAUUUUGCCUCCAAAUCAUUCAAUGUUUAGAAUUCGCUGCGUCCCACAGAAUUAUUCACUGUGAUUUGAAGCCAGAAAACAUUUUAUUGAAGCACCAGAAUAAAUCAAGCAUAAAAGUGAUAGACUUCGGAUCAUCAUGCUUCGAAGAUGAAAAACUAUAUACUUAUAUACAAAGCCGGUUUUAUAGGGCUCCUGAUAUUAUAUUAGGACUACCCUACACGAUGGCAAUCGAUAUGUGGUCUCUUGGGUGCAUCGCCGCAGAACUGCACUCAGGCUGCCCUUUAUUCCCUGGAGAGUCAGAAGCUGAACAGCUCCUAUGCAUUAUGGAGGUCAAAGGAGUCCCUCCAGACUCGAUACUGGAGAGAUCAACAAGAAAAGCGCUAUUUUUUGAAGAAGAUAACACUCCAAAAAUUGCACCAAACAGCAGAGGAAAGAAACGCUUCCCAGGGACUCGAAAUUUAAACGAAAGAGUGAAGUCGACUGAUCCAGAAUUUUUGAGCUUUAUUCAGCGCUGCUUGGAUUGAAACCCGGACACAAGAAUGACACCUCAAGAAGCGUUAUCACACCCAUGGAUGAUAGAAGUAGAAAAACCGAAAUCGAGAAUAAGCAGCUCAACUGGGUCAAGAGGAGAUGGAAGUUAA
This is a messenger RNA of Blepharisma stoltei, 1566 nucleotides long. Lineage: Eukaryota; Ciliophora; Heterotrichea; Heterotrichida; Blepharismidae. The record is from the annotation of a GenBank genome assembly.